AUGGAAACUAGUAUUUGGGCUUUUUACUAUCUACAGGGUGAAGAUGGCGAAGAUCGUGCACAUCCAAAUGCUUUUCGAUUAACUGGUAUCUCUUCAACUACCGACGUCGUGACACUUGCAGACGUACUUCGAUGUUUUCCACUACCUAAUCCAAGAGCUUUUCAUUUUCGAUUUCGACUUAAUAGCAAUAAGAAUCAUACAUUCUAUUGGUUGGACGUGACACAACCUAUGGAAAAGGUGCCAAUGGCUAGUGGACGUGUUAUUUGUAAACUCCUGCGUCUGGAACGACCCCAGAAAUUUGGUUUAGUUUUACGACGUCGACCCGUGUUGAAAUUGGUGAGUGGAAAUCGACCAUUAAGACAUCAAAGUAGCUCCUCCAAUGGACUUGGUAAUAGUUCAAGUAGUGUGCAGUCAUUAAAGAAUGUACAGCCAUUGGAAGAUGGGGGUCAGAGGUUCCAUCGGUCGUCGUCUUUAUCAGCAUUUGAACAAGGUCGGCCAACUAAGUACUCGGACAGGGCACCAGACAGUAGUAAUGGAGCAGAUACCCGGCUGAGUAAUGCGUCAAGUCACGCUUCUUCCAUGUCUGGAGACAAGAAAUCGGUAUCACGAACAGGAUCAGGAUCCAAGGCAGUGAUGCCAGCACAAGAAAACCUUGAAGAUUUUCUGUCAGGUAGCCAACAGGUAUCAGGUGCUAUUGUUACUUCGGCAGCCUCAAUACCUAAUAAAGAUGUAAACCUGAUGAGCGAUAGCAGCUGGACUGACGCACCAGCUACGCUAGCACAGCCUACUGCGAACUCUGACUUUCUGAACGCGAUGGACCCAUUGGCGGCUCGUGCUGCGCCGGCUCCUCAGAUGUCACCAUCAAAUGCUGUACAUCGAGAUUCGCCCAAGUUCGACGACGAUAACGGACAAACUGUAGGUCCCGUUACCAUAGCAGAGAUGGAGGCACACUCCAAGUCCACGUCGGAUGGGUCCAACGUGUACAAUCCAAAUCUGGUGGACAAGUCGACGAAGAGUGAAGGUGUGCGCCGCGCAAUGGAAGAGCGUGAGCGACGGGUGCAGCGCGAUGUGGAGCGAGCUCGUGAAGCUUUACGCAAGCGCGAAGAAGCCGUACGCAACAUGUCUGCCAUGAAAGACAACGCGAACGCUAUAAUUGGCCCCAAAGUGAAGAGUUGGGCGGAAGAUAAUGGUCAGGUGAAGAACAUUCGCACGCUGUUAUCUACAAUGCACCAGGUCAUGUGGGAAGACAGCAAGUGGCCCGAGGUGAACAUGGGCAAGCUCAUUCAGCCUAGCGAUGUGAAAAAGCAUUACCGCAAGGCCAUGAUUGUUGUACACCCUGACAAGUCCGGUGGACGCAACGCGGAGCAAUUGUUGAUUGCUGAGCGCGUUUUUGCGGCACUGAACACCGCUUGGGAUGAUUUUCAGAAGACUAAUUCAUGCUAG
Peronospora belbahrii is the source of this 1443-nucleotide messenger RNA. The record is from the annotation of a GenBank genome assembly. NCBI's taxonomy places the organism in Eukaryota, Oomycota, Peronosporomycetes, Peronosporales, Peronosporaceae.